AGAAAACAUGCGUGACCAAGGAUAUGAUGGUGCUAGCAACAUGCGGGGUGAAUUUAAUGGUUUACAAGCUUUGUUUCGUGAAGAGUGUCCAUCUGCAUAUUAUGUGCAUUGCUUUGCUCAUCGCUUACAAUUGACUUUAAAUGCUGCAGCUAAAGGGGUGCAUGAUAUUUGAGAAUUUUUCUCUACUAUGAACUUCAUUGUAAAUUUUGUUGAUUCUUCUGCAAAACGGCAUUCAGCGUUAAAAGUUAUUAGAGAAGAAGAAAUUGCAGAAUUAGUGGCUGCCGGUACACUUGGUACAGGAGCUACUCGUUGGGGUUCACAUCUUCGAUCUAUAUCAAGUUUGAUUAAAUUAUAUGGAGCCACCAGAACAACUCUUGCAGAAUUGGUUGCAAACGGACCAAAUAAAGUACAAGGAGAAGCAAAGAGUGUAGGUAAGGCUAUGAUGCGUUUUGAUUUUGUAUUUUGCUUGCUUUUGAUGCAUGAUGUUAUGAGGAUUACUGACUUUCUUUGUCAGUCAUUGCAAAAAAAGCCAUAGACAUUUUGAAUGCUCUAAAUUUUCUUUCAAUAACAAAAUCAAAACUUCAAGAUAUGAGAGAAGAUGGUUGGGAUAAUUUGAUUAUGAAGGUUGCAUCAUUUUGUUGUGAGUAUGAUAUUAUUAUGCCGGAUAUGUCUGCUCCUUACAAGAAAGGUAUAAGGGCUUGUGAACAAAAUAUUACAAAUGAGCAUUAUUAUCGAGUCAAUAUACUUAAUGCUGUCAUAGAUUUUCAAUUGGCAGAGCUGGAUAGUAGAUUUCAAGAUAAUUCAUUGGAGCUCCUUGUUCUUAGUGCUACAUUUGACCCUCGUGAUAAUUUUGUUUCAUUCAAAUCUGAAGAUGUUAGCAAUCUUGCUUUGAAGUUCUAUUCUCAAGAUUUUACAUCAUCUUAUAUGUUUGCUCUAGACAUGGAGUGUGGGUAUUUUCUAACAGAUAUUCAAAAGGAUGCAAGAUUUUCCAAGACAAAUUCUGUGUCUGAUUUGUGUCGGCGGUUAGUUGAAACAAGAAAGUCAGCAUUCUUUCCUAUGAUUUACAGGUUGAUUUGCCUUAUUUUGACUCUGCCAGUUUCUACAGCAACAACAGAGAGAACAUUUUCAUCUAUGAACAUUAUAAAAAGUAGACUUCGAAAUAAGAUGGAAGAUGACUUUCUUGAUGAUUUGAUGGUUCUCUACAUUGAAAAAGAGUUUGCUGAUAGGAUUGAUAAUGAUUCAGUGAUUUCUGAAUUUGAAGUUAGUGGGCCUCGGAGGGUACGGUUUAGUUAGAUAUAUGCUUGUAAUUUGUAAUUUACGGGGUUUUGGUUUUAUGUCUCCCCCAUUGUAUGUUUUGAAUAAUAAAGGCGUGAGGAUGAGCCUCCCAUUGAGUUCCAAACCUAAAAAAAAAAAGAGUUAUGCGCAAAAUAUUUGUUAGGCUAAAAUUAGCCCAACCCUUCAUACAAUCCUGG
This is a messenger RNA of Rosa chinensis, 1472 nucleotides long. RefSeq lists its product as uncharacterized. The coding region runs from base 589 to 1293 and encodes 234 amino acids. The record is from RefSeq and is a predicted model, not a curated record. The transcript is spliced from 2 exons. Lineage: Eukaryota; Viridiplantae; Streptophyta; Magnoliopsida; Rosales; Rosaceae. Gene Ontology annotation, molecular function: protein dimerization activity.